AUGGCUUGGGCCAGGGUCAUGUCCGGCCCAUACCGACGGCCCGCUAUCAGCCCAAAAACUAGCGAAACUCUCGUGUCUGGACAAGCCGAAGCUUCCAAGAAAGGCGCCGGAGGCAACUUAGGCACCGGCGGUGAAGGUGGCGGCAGCAGAGUCACUGGCGGCGGGAUGGCAGGAGCAACUGGGCCUGGGCCUGGGCCAGGCCCAGAUGACUUUGGGCAGAAGGGCAUGGGCUCUGCAGGCUGGGCCAGCAAUGGAUCCACUGUAUACAUCUCCAUAUUAAACAUGUUGAACAUGAGUCUCAAGUUCUUAACGGGCCCCGCGGCCGGCCCGCAACCAUUUGGGCCCUGA
Messenger RNA from Striga asiatica, 348 nucleotides. The record is from the annotation of a GenBank genome assembly. Lineage: Eukaryota; Viridiplantae; Streptophyta; Magnoliopsida; Lamiales; Orobanchaceae.